AUGGCAACCGCUUCAGCUUUUUCUUAUGCGCAGGCCGCCAAGGGCCAGGGCACCGUGCCAUCAAAUGCCUUGCCUGGGCAGCCCGUCCAGGACUCCCAGCCACCCGCAGCCGCGCCCAAGUCUACCGCGGACGCCGAAAAUGCGACCGAAUCCAAUGGUGCCGUUCGAAGCGCCGAUUCUUCCGCCAGCACGGAGAAGCAGGAUGCUGUCAGCAAUACUGGUUUGGAGGUUGAGACCCGAUCAGAGGAAGUCCAGGAGACGCGCCGCGAGCCCGUACGGGAUGACGAGUCUGGCAGAUUAGAUCGCCCUUGGCGACGAGGCGACAAAGGCACGAGGUCUUCGAGUACGACCACGCGAUCGGUCGACGAACAAGAUUCCAGAAGGCCGCGGAAGUCUAAGAAGUCAAAGGCUGCAGAAAAGCAAGCCAACGAGCAAUCAGCAACAGACAAGGACCAGGAGUCUGAAAAAGAGGUUCCCAAAGUCGAACUGUUUGAGGCGCCCAUUCCAUCUGUCAAUAUCUGGCGGCAGCGAGCGGAAGCUCAGGCAAAGACCAAGCCAUCUGCCGGCUCUGCAGAGCAGACAACCAAUGGUUCACCAAAGCCUGAGGUAUCCGCCAAGGUGGCUGAGAACGGUGUCCCAGCUGCUGCCCAGCGCGAUAGCAUACCAAAUGGCGUCAAGCCCCCUCGCAAAUCGGUCGAUGCCCCUCGAUCCGAGAGAAAUGCCAGCCGUGGUUCAAGAGUAGCGGACAAAGAUGCUGGCAAUAUGCCCCCUUCGGUCGCCGAUACUACGGCCUGGCCUACUCCAGAGACGGCCAUCCAAGAGGACAAGAAGAAGCCCGCCGAGAAGUCUGAGAAGGACGCCUCAGAGGACGGAUCCCAGUCAAAGCCGAGACAAAAGGGAAAAUGGGUGACUAUGGAUUACGUGCCGAGCGUCAACUUUGAAACGCAGCUUCCUCAGAUGCGUAACUCCAAGCCUCGAGGUGGAGCUAGAAACGCAAAUAGCUCAAGGGCUACACCAUCCCACGCCAGUGACAAGGGCACCGCACCCGUCGCCAGCCAGGGCAAGCCCAGUGAGAACACCAACAGCGGUAACAGCAACGGCGGCAACAAGGAGCGCCCUCGUGAUGGUGCCAACGGCCCGAACCGCGGUGCGCCAGCGCCUCAAGCUAAGCGUUCAUCGACAGACAUGUCAAAUGCACGUGAGCAAAGGAAAGCCGCGAACCACGCUGGUAGCGAGAAGAACAAGGAUGCCACAUCAAACUCAACUGGCCAUGCUGUCCGUGAGCGAACGGAGAACCGCAAUGAUAGACCACGAGGUGCAUACCGCGGCCGUGGCGGACAUCAUCCUGUCAACACCCAGCACCAGCAUCAGCACACUGCAUCCAGCUUCUCUGCAUCGGGCGCCAUGGGCGGACGAGCCCAAGGCCCCUACAGCCCACCACCCAGGCAAGGUGGCCAUGGUCAGAUGUUCAUGCCAUCUCAAAGGGGUGGCAGAGGCGGCCGCAACAACGGCCAAAACUUCCAUCGCAUGUCUCUGCCUAAUGGAUCAGCACGCAUUCCUCAGGUUCAAACUCAGUUUGGGCCCUACGAGUAUCCCAUCACGCCGAUGACGGCCAUGCCCUUCCAGCCUCAGCCCUACUGGGACAACAUGUUGGUGCCAGUACUGAAGAGCCAGGUCGAGUACUACUUCUCCAUCGAGAACUUGUGCAAGGACGUAUAUCUCCGCGCGCGAAUGGACUCGCAAGGUUUUGUGCCCUUGCACUUCAUUGCCUCCUUCAAGCGUGUGCGAGAGCUGUCUGCCGAUAUCGCCAUGGUCCGUGCUGUUUGCGAGAUCUCCACCGAACUCGACCUCGCUGUUGGUGAAGAUGACAUCGAACGCGUGCGACGAAGCCAGGCGUGGGAAAGCUUUGUGUUGCCUCUUGAGGAUCGGGAUGAGUUUGCUCGAAACCACGGACCCGCCCACCUCACUUUCAAGAACCGACCCUCGCAAAUGCCACCCCAGUUUAACGGAAUGCCUGUCCCAUACGGCAUGGCGUCACCCCCUGCGUAUGCAGCCCACGCUGAAAUUCCGUUUCAGCAGCUGCCUGAUGAUGCUCUCAUCGGCCAGGGACUCAACGGUCUAGCAAACGGCCAUGUCAAUGGCGUCAGUCAGCUGUCGGCAGAUGUGCCCGACUUUGCUCCCUCAGGUGCUCUUCAGCUCGAUGGCCUGGCCAAGACUAACGGCCCAGUUGCCGUGAAUGGACAUGCCGAGAAGCCCGUUGACAGCACGUUGCCUAACGGGGUACACAACGAGCAAUCAGUGUAG
Trichoderma harzianum CBS 226.95 is the source of this 2304-nucleotide messenger RNA. RefSeq lists its product as hypothetical. The transcript has 2 exons. Bases 1 to 2304 code for a protein of 767 amino acids. NCBI's taxonomy places the organism in Eukaryota, Fungi, Ascomycota, Sordariomycetes, Hypocreales, Hypocreaceae. Gene Ontology annotation, biological process: positive regulation of translation. Gene Ontology annotation, cellular component: cytosol; cytoplasmic stress granule. The record is from RefSeq and is a predicted model, not a curated record. Gene Ontology annotation, molecular function: RNA binding.